CUCUCUCUCUCUCUCUCGCUCUCUCUGUCCGUGGUUGAUGAUAGUGUGCUGCGUGUGAAGGCGUGAGUGGAGGAGACGCAUCCUCACUGCGAGUUUCGUGAGGACGAGAAGCUCUCGAUGCCUGAUUUGGAACGACUCAGGGUUUGUUCUUCCUGCACUCGUCCGUUUCUGUGCUUCUCUUCUUUUUAACGCGUGAGAGGGACAAAGAGGGAAAAAAGAGAGAGAGAGAGAGAGAGAGAGAGAGAGAGAGAGAGAGACACAGAGAGAGAGAGAGAGAGGAAGAUAUGGUGAGAGGAUCCGAGACACAUCCUGCGCUGGUCUCUCAACACUUGGGGAUUUUUUUCCUUUUCUCAUUGUCUUUCUCUGCUCAGCGUGAGCUUGGACUCACUCUGCCUCACGUUCUGCCUCGCGCUCUGCCUCACGUUCUGCCUCGGGCUCUGCCUCACCUUCUGCCACUCGCUCCGACCGGCACCCACCAACAAACGGCAAGAACAUUUGAUCAAGUUUUAAUGCUGCCUUCACGUGCUCUUGUCAGAUUCUCUGCAUAGCUGCACGCGUUUACGUUCUGAGCUCACGAACGUUUAUUAACUCACAGAUAGUUAAUAGUGCAUUAACGCCUAUGAACACUUGUGAAUGCUUGUAAUUGCUUAUUAAAUCAUAUUAAAGCUUAUUAAUUAUUAUGAACGCUUAUGAACACUUAUUAGCUUGCACUGAUGUUAAUUAAUGCUAAUGAAUGCCUAGGAACGCUUAUUAAUGCUUAUUAGCCCUCACUGAUGUUUAUUAAGGCUAAAUAAUGCUUAUAAACACGUAUUAAUGCUUAUUAGUCCUCACUGAUGUUUAUUAAUGCUUGUUAACACCUAUGAUUGCUUAUGUACGCUUAUUAGCCCUGACUCAUGUUUAUUAAUGCUAAUUUAUGCCUAUGAACGCUUAUGAGCGCUUAUUAACUGUCAUUGAUGCUAAUUAAUACUAAUUUACACUUAUGAGCACUUAUGAUUGCAUUCAAACACUUAAUAGCUCUCACUGAGGUUUAAUGAUGCCAAUUAAUUCUUAUGAACGCUUAUGAACGCUUAUUAACUGUCAUUGAUGCUAAUUAAUACUAAUUUACACAUAUAAAGCACUUAUAAUUGCUUGUGAACACUUAUAAACUGCUUAUUAGCAUUCACUGCUGUUUAUUUAUGCUAAUUAAUGACUAUGAUGCUUAUGAUUGCUUAUUAACUGUAAGUGAUGGUUAUUAAUGCUAUUUGAUACUCAUAAAUGCUUAUUACCACUUAUUAGCACUGGCAACACUUUUUACAUCUAAUAGAUGCAUAUUAAUGCUAAUUAACAAUAAUUAAUGAUGUAAGUGUUAUUUAUGAACACAUUACUAAUUAACACUAUAAGUGCUUAUUAAAGGUUAUUAACUCUUAUUUACUCUCAUUAACGAGUCAUGACAUGCCGAGACUCACAGAAACUCGCUCAGCGAUCUUUCGAAGUCGUGUUCCUGCACUUCUGAGGGACAGUUUCGCUGCGUCACUCGUAUAAACCAUGAGUUAGCGAAAUCGUCACAACCUAGCAUACAUUCGCCAUCCAUGUUUCCCAGUUGCCUAGCAACAGAGAAAUCACUAAGUCCGUGACCGCGAUUGUAAUUACGGCUUGGGGAUGUUCACACUCGACUGACGUAAAGGCAGCAUUAGCUUGACGCUGCAUUCCUGAACUCCUCCAGACGUUUGAUUUUCACGCCGUUAAAGACUGAGAUUUUUUUCUAGAAGCAUAAUGAUGAGAGAACUGAGUCAGGAACCGGGCAGACGGGACGCGGCGAAGCGCCAGGACUGCCUGGGAGCUCGCGGGCAGGAAAGCAGGCCGGGGUCGAGCACGAGAGGAACAGAAGACGGAAUAUGGAGGACUGAAGUGCAUUUCCGCUAAAACAUUCACAACUCCAGCAUAAGUAACGUUGGGAAAAACUCGGAAUCAUGACUUUCUUUUUUUUUUUUUUUAGAUGAGGCGCCAACUUAAAUGUGUUUUCUAUAAUCUUAUAACCAUAUAGCACCAAAGCUAGCUCAUACACUUACCGUAUGCUUACGGCGUUCACGUACAGUUGCUAUUAGCAUACUUUUACAUGGUAUGUAGUUGGCGUUUCCUUACACGCUUCUAUAGUUAGUAUUCUCGUACACUUUUACGUACUUAGCAUACUCGUACAAUCACUUAUAGCUAGCAUACUUUUACACUCUUUUGUAGUAAGCGUUCUCUUACACAUUUCUAUAGAUAGCAUACUCUUACAAUCGCAUAUAGUUAGCAUACUUUUGCACGCUUCUAAAAUUAUUCAGUGGUUGUAGAAUUAUUAGCACACAUAGCCAUGUGCUCUUUCUGCACGUUAGCAUUAGCCUUAUGGAACACGUAACGUCACAUGUAAACGUAAUUUAUACACUAAAAUAACUUUGACAGUCAGCGUUUUUGUUUGAUCGAGGCAUUUAGCACUUUUUUUUGGUUGGCUAGUUCCAGGAUUUAGAGCUAUCUUUCGGUGAAAGUAGCAUAACGCUGAAUUGUGUGUUUUAAUGGUUUGAAAUUGCCACUAAUCACCGCAUAGAAGCACAAGGACGUGGGCGUGAGUGAUCCUGGUCGAACAUGAGAGACAGGUGUAGCGCAGCGCUGAGUGCACUGAAGGACCAAAACCCAAACAAAAACUCAAACCGCCCAAGAGACGUCGAGACACCUGGACUAGCAUGUGAACACAACAGCAUUUUGAGACGCGUUAGCGCUUUUCCGUCCGGCGCUCGGGAUCUAAAAGAGACCGCAGGAAUCGUUUACUCCUACUGAGGGUCCAAUACAUCAACAUCAGCAUCAGUUCUGCUGUAGACCACGCCCGCCUCAGGCGGAAAAGCAUCGCCACUGGGCGCCAGCCGAGCAUGGAGACCCCUCCCAUAGCCCCCCCUCAACCCUUCCGACAAUCAAGUUUUCUUGGACGAAGAUUGAAGGGGUCUAUAAAACGAGCGAAGAGUCAGCCCAAGCUGGACCGCACCAGCAGCUUCCGCCAAAUGAUCCUCCCACGAUUCCGCAGCGCUGAUCAGGACAGGACUCGUCUGAUGCAGAGCUUUAAAGAGUCACAUUCCCAUGAAUCCCUGCUGUCUCCCAGUAGUGCGGCCGAGGCACUAGACCUCACGCUGGACGAGGAUGCCAUCAUCAAACCGGUUCACUCCAGCAUUUUAGGGCAGGAGUACUGCUUUGAGGUGACCACUGCUUCAGGAACAAAGUGCUUCGCCUGUCGGUCGGCUGCAGAACGAGACAAAUGGAUCGAGAAUCUACAGAGAGCUGUGAAGCCCAACAAAGACAACAGCCGGAGGGUGGACAAUGUCUUGAAGCUCUGGAUAAUCGAGGCCCGGGAGCUGCCACCCAAAAAACGCUACUACUGUGAACUGUGUUUGGACGACAUGCUGUACGCACGCACCACCAGCAAACCCCGUACCGACACUGUCUUCUGGGGCGAGCACUUUGAGUUCAACAACCUCCCAGCAGUCCGCAAUCUCCGGCUUCAUCUCUACAAAGAGACGGAUAAGAAAAGACGCAAGGAGAAAAGCACAUAUCUAGGACUGGUCAGCAUCCCCAUAUCCAGCAUCACUGGUCGGCAGUUUGUAGAGCAAUGGUACCCUGUGAUUCAACCCAGUGUCCUGGCCAAGGGAGGGGGUGUAGGAGGGGGCAAGAUCAUUAAUGCCUCUUUGCGACUCAAGUCUCGCUACCAGACCAUGAGCAUCCUGCCAAUGGAACUGUACAAAGAGUUUGCCGAGUACGUCACCAACAACUACCGGACCUUGUGUGCUGUCUUGGAGCCUCUGCUGAGUGUUAAAAGCAAGGAGGAGGUAGCCUGUGCACUGGUGCAUAUCCUACAAAGCACAGGGAAGGCAAAGGACUUUCUUUCAGACAUGGCGAUGUGUGAGGUAGACCGAUUCAUUGACCGAGAGCACCUUAUUUUCCGUGAGAACACCUUAGCCACCAAAGCUAUCGAAGAGUACCUCAAACUCAUCGGACAUAAGUACCUCAAGGAUGCUUUAGGUGACUUCAUCCGAGCGCUGUAUGAGUCAGAGGAGAACUGCGAGGUUGAUCCCAUGAGGACUCCACCUUCUGUUCUACUGGACCAUCAGGCAAAUCUUCGCAUGUGUUGUGAGCUUGCACUCUGCAAAAUUGUCAACUCACACUGUGUUUUUCCACGUGAGCUGAAGGAGGUCUUUGCGUCAUGGAGAGUACGCUGUGCAGAGAGGGGAAGGGAGGACAUUGCUGACCGCCUGAUCAGUGGCUCCCUCUUCCUGCGCUUCCUUUGUCCGGCUGUUAUGUCCCCAUCAUUAUUCAACCUCACCCAGGAAUACCCGGAUGAGCAGACUUCACGCACACUCACCCUCAUAGCCAAAGUGCUGCAGAACCUUGCUAACUUCUCCAAGUUUGGCAGUAAGGAGGAGUACAUGUGCUUCAUGAAUGAGUUCUUAGAGAUGGAGUGGGGCUCCAUGCAGCAGUUCCUGUAUGAGAUCUCCAAUCUAGACAGCAUAAGUAAUGCCGGGGCUUUUGAAGGAUACAUUGACCUGGGAAGAGAGCUUUCAGUCCUGCACAGCCUUCUGUGGGAGGUCAUGGCUCAGCUGAGUAAGGAUGCCAUUAUCAAACUUGGACCAUUACCCCGCCUCCUAAAUGACAUUAGCAUGGCCCUUCGCAAUCCUCACCUCCAAAGACAGCCCAGCCACCAGACAGACAGACAACCUCCGGAAAGGCAGACAGACCGGUUACUCUCUCGACCCAGCUUCAACAGGGGAAUCUCCUCAGAAUUUCAGAACCUCAUGAUGAGGGACCUUAACAGUUCCAUAGAUAUCACUCGCUUGCCUUCCCCAACCUCUGCCAUUUCCAGUGGUGUUCCUCCACCACGAACGGGAAUGGGUGGCUAUGUUGAUCGGGAUCAUCCACAUCGGGCCUCUUCUAAAGAUGUGUUCUAUGUCACCCGUCCCCCGCUGGCCCGGUCCAGUCCUGCGUACUGUACAAGCAGCUCAGAUAUCACCGACCCAGACGCAAAGGACUCAAGAAUGAACAGCGUCUCUAACCUGCAGUCUGUGGGGGACAUGCUCAACUCUCCCCAGGCCUCACUUGCUGGGUUCGGUGGCCUUGGUGGUGCUGGAGGAGGCCUCGGAGGUCAGCUGCGUGCAGGCGGAGGGCGGAUGUCAGCCGGCUCGGGUGGUUCCAGCGUGUCCGGCGGCCUGCGACUAAGCCAGUUGAGCCAGAUGGGGACCACCACUGAUUCGCUGUCCCAGCAGCAGCAGCAGCAGGCUGCCGCACUCCGCUACCCACUCUCUUUCCAGAACCCACUGUUCCACAUGGCCGCUGACGGACCUCAAAUCCAGCGCCAGCAUAGUCGUGCUCCGGUGCCUCCACCCCUCCUGCUGGCCCCGGAACCAGACUCCUCCCACCCUGCCUACUUGCCGCAGUUUGCCCGUGGCGCCUUCUCCCGUAGCGAAGACCUAUCAACGCUUAGACCCGGACCGCACCUCGGCCAGCCCAGCAUUGUCCACUCCCACAGCUACAGUGAUGAAUACAGCCGGGAAAAUUACGCCAGAAGGCAACUCUCUAUGCACAUGCAGGAUAACCUCCAGCAGCAGCAGAUGAUGGGCAUGGCCUCACAAACAGGCACUUCUCAUUCCUCACUUGCCUCGCCUCCCACUACUGUCCAGCCUGUCCGUCAGAGCUCCAUGGCUCCGCCUCCCACACAGCGCAUGAAGUCUCAAACCUCCCAUCAGCUUUCUGUGAGCUCUGCCGUGGGUGCAACGCCUCCAAACAAGACGAGGCCUCAGAGUGGAAACUUGCUCCAGUCUCCUGAGUCAGGCUAUGGGGGCAGGCAGCCGGGCCCACGGCAGCAGCUUUCUGUCAAGGACAACACCGCCCCUGGCCUUCCUCAUCAGCACAGCUCCACCCGUGAGAGCCAGGGAUCUCAGGGGUCUCAAGGGGGAACGCCACAGUCAACGCAGCAGUCACACAAGGAGCGGCAACACUCGCAGCAGCACCUACUCAAGCCUUCCAUCAGCAAACAGGGCUCGUCCCCUAAUACUUUGAACCCGCCAACCCCUGCAUCAGAAAGGACAGUGGCCUGGGUGUCCAACAUGCCACACCUUUCUGCUGACAUCGAGAGCUCACGCAUUGAGAGAGAAGAGUUUAAGCUGAAGGAAUACUCCAAAAGCAUGGACGAGUCACGUUUAGACCGGGUCCGGGAGUACGAGGAGGAGAUCCACUCUUUGAAGGAGCGUCUGAUCAUGUCCCACCGUAAGCUGGAGGAGUACGAGCGGAGACUAAUCACUCAGGAGCAACAGACCAAUAAGAUCCUGCUGCAGUACCAGAGCCGGCUGGAUGACAGCGAGAGGAGGCUGAGGCAACAGCAGAUGGAGAAGGACUCCCAGAUUAAAGGAAUAAUCGACAGACUGAUGGUGGUGGAGGACGAGCUGAGGGUUGGGGUAGCAUCAGAGCACAAAGCUAGGAUGUUUGCAGAUCAGGAAGAGCAGCUUCCCUCCCUGGGUUCUCCAGACCCCGGUGUGAGUGUUGGCGGAGGAGAAAUGAGCACCGCUCCUGCCUUUGGAGUCUCUCCCUCGGACAUCUCCUCCGACAACCCGCCCCAGAAUGGAAGCCCACCCCCCAAAGUAGCUUCUCCCACCCAAUCCCCACUUCAUGCACACCUCAGCCGGAACGGAGAGAUGCGUGCCAACCAAAAAGCCUCUAUGGCAAACGGGACCACAACAACAUCAAACAUUGGAAGCGGAUUAGAAGGAGGGGGAGCAGGUCUCUAAUACGCCAAAUCAAAUGAAGAACAAUAACAUCCCUUACUUCUGCCCUUUUUGAUUGUUUUUUUUCCCUGCAUGAGGCACAUCUUUAUUGGGAGGCACUCAUCCUUACACCAUCCACACCAAACUACUAAAAGGGCUCUCUGGUGGAUGGAUCUCAUGUUUCCUUUUGACUGAAAGUCAGCGACUUUUCCACCGUAUAUUUCGCUGGAAUGACAUCGUAGUCCAUCAGUGGUGUCCAGUGAACCAAAUGUGGGUGAUUUCUUGUGGAUGAUUUCCUGAAUUCCUGAAUUUUAGGUUUUUUUAACAAUCAGCUGGGUCACUGACCUUCUGAGUGCUGUGUGAAAUAAAAAGACAUAUAAUUCUCUAAUUCUAAAAAACAACAACAAGUGGGUAAAAGGUCUAAACCUGUUCAGAAAACGCCGGUUUUUCAAGGCUUCUGAAGCAGAUACGCUCGUGUUGUCAUGUCGUCUGGCUUCCUUAGUGCCUUCUCUGCAUUCCUUCAACAGGGUUUUCAAAAACAAGCAACAGAAUUACGAUCUCAACAACGCGUUUUCAUUCCACAUCUCGCAUCUCAUUAACUUUAAAGUGACUCAGACGACGUUGUGAUCUGGUACAGGGAAACGUUUCUUUUUUUGUUUUCUUUCAAAAGCAGAAGAAAUGGUUUCUUUCUUUUUUUUUUCUUCUUUUUUUUUACUUUAACGUCACGCACAACAAGAAGUGCUCUCGGUCUCGGAAAUGUAAAAACGAAUGGAUGCUGCCUCAGUAGACUUGCUGGACUUGUGCAAUGUUUUUCUCUUCUCAAUCUCAGAACCUGUGUGUGAUCAACUGGUGCUAUAGAUUAAGAAAAAAAACACAACAACGAUUUUUUUUUUUAGAUGUUCCUGUCUCAUAGCACUGCCUCACAUUAACCCCAUCAUCCCACCACUUCCUUUCACUCCCAACACCUCGGGGUCCAUUUGUCUUUCCAUGAUGUUUGUACCUACUCUGAAUGUUCAUGGUGUUGUGACUGCAGCAUGAGUUGGUCUCUAUCAGGUUGUCUUCAAACCAAAAUACCACAGCAGGCCAUUACCAGAGAAACCGUUCUCUUUGUGUAUAUCUGUGUGCAUUUUACAGUAUGUUUAUUACUAAUUAUUCUCACUGGUGUAGGGAUCGAAAUACAGAACUAAUAAGCCAUGUCACAGUUAUGUUUCUAUGUAGGUUAAAGUUCAUAAGGUUUAUUUUUAAGUAGCUCAAAUUAUAGGAAACUUUUUAGCUACAAGUAUACAGAGAUGCAACGACAAAAAUUGUAUCAGGACUAAACUAAAUGUUAGCAUAAAAAACAUUAAUAUGACAAUGGACGCUGAGAAAACAAACAUCUGGUAAAACAGCUAUAUUCCAAUAAGUUGCUAAGCUAGACCUGAGCUCCGCCUUCUCAAUUUCUAUUGGUCACAAGACCGAGGCUUGAGAAUUCACAAGUCGGAUUUCAUUUAAAUAAAGUCUGGGAUGCUCAGUUCCUUCCUUAUGACUUAAUUUGUAUCCCUUCUAAGCCCUAGCUACAAACUUAGUCAGAGACUAGCAAUGAUUUUACUGUGAACCGUAAAUAUUGGCACCUCUGCUUACCGUGCCCAAUCGUUUGACAAUCCACACAUCCACAAGUAUCUCUGCCUUAUAAGCUUAUAAACUGUACAAAAUCACGUCAGGUGUUGGCAGAUUUCGUUCAAGUCCGUGUCCAUUUUUGUUUGUGUUCUCAUGAUAAAACUGUCCUAGUGUCAUAAUCAUGACAAGACCUGGCUAAUCCAAUGCAGCAAGCUUUCAAAAGUCUUUUCUAACUCGUUUGUUGAAAGCUUAAAGGCCUUAUAGGACUCGAGUUAGUGAUGAUUGUAAAAAAACGAAUGAUAAUAAUAAUUAGAGGCACAGGCUGUAAGAAGAAUAUGGGUUUACAAUGAGAAACAUUACAAUAUUUAACUGUAAUUCUAAUCAAGUCUAGAGAAGAGCAUGGACUGAUUCACUUUGGUUUCCCCGAAAAACUUUUACUUUAUGGCAUUAAUAUAGGCAUUUUUUAAUUUCAGUAAUAAUAAUAAUAAUAAUGAAACUAAUGAUAAAGGGCAUCCUUAAAGACAUGGUUGAAGGUCUACAGGGUCUCUGGUCGGUGAUAUACCUCAGCCACAGGAAUAAGAGACUCAGGUAAACAUUUUCUUCAAGGCCUACCACAGAGUAGUCGGUCCAUCUCUUCUCUGAGAAGUAGCACUGAUUUCUUCAAACUUCUGCAUCCCCACUCUUUUCGCCACUAUUUUUUUUCUUUGUAUCCCGUCUCUCUCCCACCAGCCAAUCGCACAGCUUUGUGGAGGACAAUCUGGAAUCUAAUUGGACGUCUCAGCUAGGACCGUCCUCGGGAUGGCGCGGCUUUAACGCCAGGGCAUUGUCUCGCGACUCGCUCGCUUGACAGAGAGGAAACUGAGGCUCUGAAACUCUAAGAGCCCCAGGUGACCCAAAGAGAACAUAGGUACCCCCACCACCACCAACCACCAAUACUUCCGUCUGUCUUUUUCCUUCUGCUCUUUCUCAGACUUUGUAGGACAGCUUUUGACACAAAAACGGGCAAGGAUGGUUUCGGGCAUGCGUUCCGUGGAAACCCGUCACCUGUUUAAACGUCUGAGCAAUUCUUUUACACAAAUCUCCAAAAAGACGACGUGGACUUCUUCUGGUCCCGCAGGUGAAGGAGAUGUUUCUGUGGGUGUUUCAAAAAGGUGCUUUUCUUCUAAAGACAUGACAUCCACCGAUUCAUUCAUCACGGCUCUGCCUCUCUUUUUCUCUACUUUUGUCUCCUUUUCUCUCCUUUUCUCUCUCGCUUUUUCUUUUUCUCUCUCUGUUCAUUCGAGGUAUUUAAAUAUGCACACGAAUACGUCAUGGCCAAACGAACCCAUUGUAAGGCGUGAACGGAGAACGCACGUUUUUGUUUGUUUGUUUGUUUAUUUAUUUAUUUAUUUACGGAUUCAUCAUGCCUCGUUAUCGGUUCAGACUUUUUGACGAGAACGCAAAAAUUUGAGAAAUUAGUUUAUUUGGACUUUGUUUCUUUGUUUCUUUUUUUUUUUUUUUUACCUGCUCCCCCGACUUCCACUCUUCCUCCCACCCCACUAUGAUCCGCCUCCGAAAAAAAAAAGAAGCAGACGGAUUAUUUAUUUAUUUGUUUGUUUAUGGAAUUACAAACCUUAAACCGAUUUCCCGGAUGAGGAAACAUUUUCGUUUCUUCUACAUCUCCACAGUUGUCAAAGGUUCACUGGAUUUUGAGAUAACUUGAACUUCUGGACUUUGAGGCUGAGCAGCCUGAACUUUUUCUUUCUUUCUUUCUUUUUUUUUUUUAAGAAUUGCAGAUAUGUAUUUGCAGUUGAAAUAAUGUUGUGUAGUGAGUGAAUGUGUGUAUAUACAGUGUGUGUACAGUGUUUGUGUAUAUACUGAUGUAUGGGUAUAUAUUAUAUGGAUGUGUACAUACAAUUUGUUUAUAUAUGCAUUGUACAGAAUGUAUUUUGUCCGAGAGGAGGAAAAUUUUCUUUCUUUCUUUCUUUUUUUUUUUUGGAGAGAAAAAAAUAUGUGGCAGUUUCGAGGCACGUGUCUCUGGAAGCACUUUUUUGCACAGACUUAACAUACGGAGUCUGAGACGUAUGAUGCAUCACCAUUACGCUGCCACACACCUCGAGCUUGCACCCAUUUCCUCAUUGACUGGGGCAUUUUGUAAUAGUUUCUAGGUGACAAAGCAAUGUUUGUAUAUAUCUAUAUAUUAUCUAUAUACAGAUUAUAACGUAUUUCUCAUAAAUUUUCAUCUUCAUCGCUGGUGAUUCUUACAGCUGGGUGUUUUCAGUGCUCCAGUGUAUGCGUGUGUGUGUGUGUGUGUGUGUGUGUGUGUGUGUGUGUGUGUGUGUGUGUAUAAGCUCGCCUUGAGCUGAAGACAAGUCCGUUUAUAAGGUCAAACCCCUCAAGAUAUUUACCGUCCCAGUUUUAUUCUAUUGACCUUUUUUACACCCAACACCUCCCCCCACCUUCCCGUUCUUUUUCUUGUUUUUUCUAAAAUAUUUUAUUUUCUCUUUAAUCCCUUGGAAAUGGAUGGAGAUCCCAUGAUGUGCCUCCUUCUGCUAAAACCUUCAUUUGACCUUUUUCAGCCAUAAGAAAAAUCAUAUCCAUUCUCCUUCUACAAGCCAUAAGCUUUCCCCACCCCCACCCCCCAAAAAAAAUCUUUUUCGAAAAAAGGGCAGACAUUUGGGGAUUUAAUUCUCUCUCUUCUUUUUUUUUUUUUGUAUAUAUAUAAAUAUAUAUACAUAUAUUAAUGGAAAGAGUGAUCCAUUUGGAGUGUUGCUAAUGUUUAUGGAUUUAUUAUGAAUGUUGAUAUUCUGGUUAUCGAAUUGUAAUUAUUAUUAUUAUUAUUAAUUAUUAUUAUUAUUAUUAAUGUAAUAAUGAUUGGGAUUGCUAUUCUCAUCCUUUAGUUUAUUUAAUGCUGUCGAAAAUGAUGCGUUCAUUUCCAUUUAUUAUUAUUAUGAUUAUUUAUUUUAUUUAUUUGAGUUUUUUUUGACUAAGCAGGUAUUUAUAUUUCGGGGUGGGUGAAGCAUAGAGAUGAAAUUAAUAAGAUGAAUAAAAAUAAAUUCUUAUAACGUGAUGUGAAGGUGUCUGUGUUGCCUUCUAUCUAUCUAUCUAUCUAUCUAUCUAUCUAUCUAUCUAUCUAUCUAUCUAUCUAUCUAUCUAUCUAUCUAUCUAUAUGACAUGAAUAAUCUUGUAGAUUCUUUUGAACAUUUCUCAAAUCUGCCUUUAGAGUCGCAUCACUCAGUAUUUUUGCCAAUAAGUGCAAAACUGUAUUAUUUCUCAUUACUAUUACGAAUGCAGUUUAGUUUUUUUAUAAUUAUACUAAACACACAUGUGCUCUGCAGAUUGUCACUGGAUUGUGAUGAUUUUUUUUUGUAUCCUGAGUUGCAUAAUGAAUUGCACGUUCAAUUACAGGAUUGAUGGAGAACCCAGGAGGAGCUCAGGAACAUCAGACUUAUAAGGCUAAUAGGCUUAUACCCUCAGCCAAUCUUUAUUUAUUUGCAUUUUCUUUUCUUUCUUUUUGUCCUGAUUUGACAUUAUUGGUGCAAAGAAAGAAAAAUAUUACACAAUGUUUUAAUGUUGUUUUUCUUUUUUUCACC
Molecule: messenger RNA, 11923 nt
Organism: Silurus meridionalis
Lineage: Eukaryota; Metazoa; Chordata; Actinopteri; Siluriformes; Siluridae
Gene: syngap1b
Product: synaptic Ras GTPase activating protein 1b
Exons: 19
Coding region: 2883-6779 (1298 amino acids)
Biological process (GO): regulation of GTPase activity
Source: RefSeq, a predicted model, not a curated record